CCCUGCUUCUUCGCUCUUGCUUCUCACCCCUCCUCUCCGCACGCUCACCACUUCUCUAGGGACCGAUCAAGGGGGCACUCCUGGACUAUCAGCCGGGUCGUCCAGGUGGACAAGAAGACUACGGCCCGCACCACACAACGUAGCGCUCGGCAUUGGCUACCACUACACCGUCGGACUACGAUUGCCCAUCAGUCAUGGCACGCACUCCAGGAACCCACCCUCGCCUUGCGUCGCUCUACCUCCUGGUAGCCGCUACCGCGGUCGUGCUGUACGCCGACGCGCAGCUUGAAGAGUGCACGGAAGCCGCAGUCACACAGGCAUGCGAUGAGAGCGCCAUCUGCCUCCAGUGCACCGCCGUCAUAACGGGCGGGUCUUUCUCGGACUGCCUGUCGGGCAUCGACGCCACGAUCGGCUCCUGCGAGUUCACGGAGCAGGCGGCGUGCUGCUUGAACGAGGUCUCCGGCAUCGACUGCGUGAGCGACCUGGCUACCUUCGAGUUCUUCGAGUGCGUCUACGACCUGGCCGCGCCGUGCGACGUGAGCCUGACGUGCAGCGGCGACACGACCCCGGCGCCGGCUGCCGCUUCCGGGACGGGCACGCCUGUCGCCGGUGGUGGCGGCGGGGCUGACACCCUUGCACCUACACCCGCCGCCGCUGACGGCGGCAGCGGCAGGCCGACUGCGCCAACCGCUGCGCCCGCCCCUGACGACGGCCGGCCUGCCCCGCCCUCGGAGACCUCCGCGCCCGCUGCCGCCGGCGGAGCUGAGACCAUGUCGCCCGCUGCUGCCGCAGACGGCGGCAUGCCCGGUGCGCCCUCGGAUACCACCGCGCCCGCUGGUGCCGGCGGAGCUGAGACCAUGAUGCCGUCUGCUGCCGCAGACGGCGGCAUGCCCGGUGCGCCCUCGGACACCACCGCGCCUGCUGCCGCACCGGCGGCGGACGGAGCUGAGACCAUGAUGCCCUCUGCUGCCGCAGACGGCGGUAGGCCUGGCGCGCCCUCGGACACCACCGCGCCCGCUGGUUCCGGCGGAGCUGAGACCAUGAUGCCGUCUGCUACCGCAGACGGCGGCAUGCCCGGUGCGCCCUCGAAUACCUCGGCGCCCGCUGCGGCCGGUGGUGCCGAAGGGACCGUGAUGCCCACUUCCGGAGACGGUGACCGUGCGUCGGACAUCACACCCGCCCCUUCUUCUUCUGCUGGUGCUGCUACGCCAUCCGCCACUACGAUGACUUCGAUGACUGGCGAGGGCGAGACGAUGUCCCCGACCGCCACCGGCGACGGCGACCGCGAGUUGGACAUCACCCCCUCCCCCGCCGCUGGCGGCGGCGGCGGCGGCGGAGGCUCUACUCCCACCGCUUCCGACGAGACCAUGGCGCCCACCAAUGCUGCGGGGGAGGUGGGCAGCGAAAGCGUGGCGCCGACCGCCCUCGGAAACGCUGACGACACCGACACGACCUCGGGGGGGCGCGGCCUGUUCUCGACGAGUGUCGGAGGCGUUGUGACAGGCCUACUCGCGUUCUGCACCGCCGCCGUCGCCGUGGUUGUGUGAUGGGAGUGACGAUUCGAUUUGGAAAAAGGGGGGGCGCUGAUGCCUCACGUGUGCAGCUUGGUUCCUACUGUAAGCGUGUUUUGCUUCCCUUGCGUCUAGUGAGAGGUGGAAAUCGGGGACUUGUCCAGGGUUUCAUCACGGCCGGCGGAAGACUCCCGCAGUGCGUACCUUCUUUUGGAGAGACUCCCGGCACUAUAUUUCGAGUGCGGACUGUUAACAGUAUUAUAUGUGUCGUGGCUUCUUUUGCUUCUGCUCGAGUUGUAGUUCCCGCCGAUUGGCCAUCUUCGUGGAUGCUAUCAGUGCUCGUGGUCGAAUUCCCGCGUGUAUCCAUAUGCAGACAACAACCGUCUCGUACCAUUUUUUUUGUAGGUUUAGAUCUCCCCCCGUUUUUUCUGAGAGUGCGUGAUCGGCGUCGAGUUUCCUUUGCAUGCUCGCGCCUUCUCGCCUUGACGCCUCUUUUCUUUUCUCGGUGAUGCAGUGCAGGUGUUCCGCGUGUGUUCCUAAUUCCAUGUCCCGACGCCGGCUGAGUGAGAGCGAUUGGGUCGCCGGGGAGGAGCCCUUGAGGCUCUUGCGGAGCCCUUGAGGCUCUUGCCAUCGUGUGGAAUGUAUAUUUUCCUGUUGUAGAAAGAUGUGUGUUACCGUUGUGGGAGACGAGCGUGCGUGUUGCUCAGAGCAAAGGAACGGGGUGGGGGGGAUGUCCAGGGGACGUAGGGUGGUCGGGGCUUGACGCAAAACAUUUAGUGCUCCUCGAGUAGGUCGCACAGGGAGCGCAAACGGCUUCGCUGAAACUGCAGCUCGAGUCGCUCAUGUGGCAAUGACUUUUUUUUUCUUGCAAGUGUUGCUUGUGGUCGUGCUGUUGCCAAGGCUUACAGCGAUGGGGGUAGCGACAAGCGUCUUUGCGCGGUGGGGGUUCUGUGGAGGUCGCCCUCGUGAGUAAUAAUAUAUCCAUCAUGUUCUC
Molecule: messenger RNA, 2505 nt
Organism: Ectocarpus siliculosus
Lineage: Eukaryota; Phaeophyceae; Ectocarpales; Ectocarpaceae
Source: the annotation of a GenBank genome assembly